AUGGUUGAAAAUACUGGGUAAGACAAUUUUCAUUAUUUCUGUGACUUCGCUAGAGCUCGAAUAAGGAUUAAAUCUACGGUUGAGGCAAGGUUAGGGCUAAAGCUAAGGUUACGUUUUAAACUUACAAGCUUUUUUUAAUCUUUAUCAGAUUUUAAAAACAAUUUUAAAAAUAUUUUUUUAAUUUUUAGGUUUUUCAAAAACAAAACAGUGUUCAUUUCUGGUGGAUCAAGAGGCAUUGGGCUGGCCAUUGCAAAAAAGUUGGCCGCAGAUGGAGCUAAUAUUGUCAUAGCAGCCAAGACGGCCGAACUUCAUCCUAAACUAGAAGGUAAGACUUUUAUACCUCCGCCUUUAUAAGAUUACUUAAACACAAAAAUUUUUUGCUUAUCCAAUUGGCGUUCAAGGCCAUAACUGCAUAACUUUAUGUUACGUUAAGGCACUAAAAAUUUUAAUUUCAUUGCAGGUACAAUCUACACAGCAGCCAAAGAAAUCGAAAAAGCUGGAGGAAGAUGCCUGCCUCUAGUAAUGGAUGUUAGACAUGAAGAAGAAGUUGAAAAAGCAGUCAAAAAAACUGUCAAACACUUUGGAGGUAUUGACAUACUACUGAACAAUGCUUCAGCAAUCAAUACCAGUGCUACUGAGAAAACAAACAUGAAACAGUAUGAUCUAAUGCAGCAUAUCAAUACUAGAGGAACUUUUUUUAUGUAAGAGGAUUACUGUAUUCUAUUUGAAGACUACCCUAUCCUACGCUACGCUACGCGACCCUACCCUACCCUAUCCUGCCCUACCCUACACUGUACAUUAUAUACCUUUUCAGGUCAAAAAGCUGCAUUCCAUACCUAAAAAAGUCUUCCAACCCUCACAUCCUCAACAUCUCUCCUCCCCUCAACCUAGAUCCACAAUGGUUUCGAUACCAUGUAGGCUACACAAUCUCAAAAUACGGAAUGAGUAUGUGUGCUCUAGGUAUGGCUCACGAAUUCGCUGCUGAUGGUAUUGCUGUCAAUGCCUUAUGGCCAAGAACUGCCAUUUGGACAGCGGCCAUUAAAUUGGCUAGCCGUGAUCAGAAUGCCAAAAAUUAUUGUCGCAAAGAUGACAUUAUGGCUGACGCUGCAUAUUUGAUAUUGAGUAAACAAAGCAGGAGGUUUACUGGACAAUUUGUACUUGAUGAUGAGAUAUUGCAAGAGCAUGGAGUUACUGACUUUGACCAGUUCAAGUUUGUUGAUGGUAAGUAUUAUACGCCUUCUCUACUGUACCAUCCCCUAGCUCACCCUACCCUACCCUACCCUACUCUACACUAUCCUCCUGUUUCUAACCCCACUCUUCCCUCCACUACCCUAUCUUGUCCUGUCCUACCUUACCCUAAUGUUCCUUACCCUAUCCUACUGUGCCUUACCCUAUUCUACCCUACUGUUUUUUACCUUGCCUUACUAUUUCUUACACUACUCUAAACUUUUUUCGUAUCCUACCCUACCAUGCAAUGCUGUAAUUUUGAAAAACAUCAUUUUAGGCCCUUUGGUAACCGACUUCUUUGUUCCCGGUGUACCCUACUCUGGACCUUUUACACAUGCCAAAAUAUGA
Bursaphelenchus okinawaensis is the source of this 1575-nucleotide messenger RNA. NCBI's taxonomy places the organism in Eukaryota, Metazoa, Nematoda, Chromadorea, Rhabditida, Aphelenchoididae. The record is from the annotation of a GenBank genome assembly.